This is a messenger RNA of Setaria italica (foxtail millet), 905 nucleotides long. RefSeq names its product SKP1-like protein 1A. Gene Ontology annotation, cellular component: cytoplasm; nucleus. The coding region runs from base 78 to 641 and encodes 187 amino acids. Gene Ontology annotation, molecular function: cullin family protein binding. The record is from RefSeq and is a predicted model, not a curated record. Lineage: Eukaryota; Viridiplantae; Streptophyta; Magnoliopsida; Poales; Poaceae. The transcript has 2 exons. Gene Ontology annotation, biological process: SCF-dependent proteasomal ubiquitin-dependent protein catabolic process.
UCCGACUUCCCCAAUCUCUCGCCUUCCCUGACCCUCUGCGCCGCAAUUCCAAAAGGUAAGGAUUCGCCUUCGAUCCUAUGCGAAAAGUCCACCACUCCCAACCCCGAUCGAUGGCGGCCGAGGGCGAAAAGAAGAUGAUCACGCUCAAGAGCUCCGACGGCGAGGAGUUCGAGGUGGAGGAGGCAGUCGCAAUGGAGUCGCAGACCAUCCGCCACAUGAUCGAGGACGACUGCGCCGACAACGGCAUCCCGCUCCCCAACGUCAACUCCAAGAUCCUCUCCAAGGUCAUCGAGUACUGCAACAAGCACGUCCACGCAGCGGCCGCCGCGGCCGCCGCGUCCAAGGCCGGCUCCGAGGACGCGGGGGCCACCGCCGCCAACAGCACCGCGGCCUCAGGCGAGGACCUCAAGAACUGGGACGCCGACUUCGUCAAGGUCGACCAGGCCACCCUCUUCGACCUCAUCUUGGCUGCAAACUAUCUCAACAUCAAGGGUCUGCUGGACCUGACCUGUCAGACUGUUGCUGACAUGAUCAAGGGCAAGACUCCUGAGGAGAUCCGGAAGACCUUCAACAUCAAGAACGACUUCACCCCUGAGGAGGAAGAGGAGAUCCGCAGAGAGAACCAGUGGGCCUUCGAGUAGAGAGGUGCUUGAGCCCCUGAUCCCUUGAUGCCUAGGUUUCGUCAUAUCUAUUACCUUGCAAUGCUCUGCUUUUAUGUGUUGUCGUAAUGGUUGUAAGUAUUUUGGGUCUCUAUGGGGUUGGUUUGAGAACAAGUGUUGAUCAUGGGUAAAAACUGAUGUGGUCAUUGAUGUUAUUCUGAACCAAUUAUCAGUUAAAUAUCAUGAGAAGACUAAGUGGCUGCUGCCCUAAGAAGUUAACCUCGAUUUGCUGUGGCGUCAUGUUUA